Polistes canadensis is the source of this 3781-nucleotide messenger RNA. It is a transcript of the gene mu2, whose product is annotated as GATA zinc finger domain-containing protein 14-like. The coding region runs from base 75 to 3080 and encodes 1001 amino acids. Gene Ontology annotation, molecular function: protein binding. The transcript has 8 exons. The record is from RefSeq and is a predicted model, not a curated record. Lineage: Eukaryota; Metazoa; Arthropoda; Insecta; Hymenoptera; Vespidae.
AGAACUGUGACAAUUUGAUAUUUAACUGUGGUAAUUAAAAAGCUAAACCUUUGUAUUUGAAUCUGUAAUUUGAUAUGGAUCUGUUAGCAACUCAACCUUAUCAUGAUAAUGAUGAUGCAGCUACACAAAAGAUUGAUGUGGUACCGGAUAAAAUACAGAAUGAACAGGUUGGUGUAUUAAUUGUCAAUUCUAAAUCAUACCCUAUUUAUGAGGGAGUUUGUAAUAUAGGACGUAAUUCCCAUUGUAAUAUUCAUUUGGAAGAUCAGAGUAUAUCAAAAUAUCAUGCAGAGAUAGAAGCAUAUACAUAUCCAACGCCCUCAUGGAUAAGUGAUUUGAAUUCUUGCAAUAAAACAUUACUUAAUAAUGUUGUUCUACGUCCUGCGCGUUAUUAUGAAUUAAAGGAUAAUAGUAUAAUUCAAUUCGGCAGGAUAAGAGCAAUUUAUAAAUCAUGUUAUUCAGGAAAGGCAUUAACCAUCCCCGAAACUCCUGAACGUGUCGAUCAGAGUAGUGUAACAGUUUCACAUUUAAAAACUCCAGAUUCAUUAUUGAUUACUCAUUCAACUUCGAAUAAGAGUAAUUGUAAAAUUACGGCGAUACAAGAAUAUUCCAAAAAAUCCAUUUCUUGUACAUUCACAAACCAGUCAGCUCAAGAAAUAUUACAAAAUAUGAGCAAACAAAAUAUUAGUACAGAAAUAAAUGUUAGCGCAUGCGAGCAGAACAAUCGCAAUUCGAGUUACGAAUCGGAUGAUAUAUUUGAUGCGGCUACGCAACAUGUUAAUAUCGAUUCAUAUUUGAAACAUAUGCAAAAAUCAUCGUUACAGGAAGAAACAGAAAAAUGCGACGAAAAUGUUAGUAAUAUCGAUAACACAAUAACAAUGGAACAAAAAUGCAAAGCCAUUGGUUCAACGAGUACACCCAUAAAGAAAACAAAUGUUAACGAUCAAGUAGAAAAAUUGAAUAGCAUAAAAGGAGAUAUUGCAUCGGCAGCAACCAAGCAUCUUCGGUCGAAAAAUGAUUCUUCACAUUCGAUUAAAGAAAAUAAUAAGGAAGAGAAAGAUAAUGUUGAUUUGAAUUCUGUAGAAACUCAAUUGAUAUCCUUUCCUGACUGCAUUUCAAAUUCAAAAGAAGGACAAACUAAUAGAGAAACAAGUGAUAAUGAUAAUAUGGAAACGUUAAAUACGCAAAUAAUAGAAUUUUCUGAGCUUCCUUGCCGUGUUAAUGGAAGUAGUGAAAAGUACAAGAAAAAAAAUGAUACUGAUAUUUAUUCGAUAGAUACACAAAUAAUAAACAUAGAAAGUAACAAUGGUUCCGAUUCAGCUAAGAAGUUACAAGCAAAUAGAAUUGACAUAACCAAAUGUAAUUCUAGUGUAGAAGAUAUCGAUUAUGAGACAGCGAGUACGCAAGUAAUCGGAGAAAUGAACAUUACAAAUAGUAAGACAUUUAAAUUAGCUAAAUCCAAUUUCCAAAGUGAUUUACAAGAUGAUGAUGAUGACAUCUUAUCUCGUUUGCCAGAGGUUACUAUAUCUGGCACUCUUUCAAAUUCAUCUAAUCCUGUGGCGCUAGUAAAGCGAACAAAUAAGACUAGAAAGUUUCAUCGUAAUACAAAAACUGCCGAUAAAUUUGACGCAUCAUCUAAAAUGAAUAAAACUAAAUCUAUCGACAAGAACGCAACGGAUACGACGUUAAAUGAAAGUGACGAGGAUUCAAACAAAAUGACUAAAAGUUUGAUCUCUCAGAAAAAUAAAAGAUCGAGCCAUUCGAUGGAUAAAAGAUCGAGCCAUUCGAUGGAUAAAAGAUCGAGCCAUUCGAUGGAUAAAAGAUCAAGCACAAAAGAAAAUAUAGUUACCGUUAAGAGUUCAAAUGAUGAAUCUAAAAUUAAUACAAGAAAUAAAACGAUCAAGAGAAAUACUAGAAAAAGAAAAAACGAAAUACCAAAACGUAAUUCUCGAUCUAUGACCAAAAAAGAACGUGGGGAGAAAAACGACACAUCAGAAGAAGAAAUGGGAGAGGAGUCACAAGAAGUUGCUAUGAUCAUGGAAAAUUCUUUGAUUAACGAUAGUAAGACGAAAAAUAUUGAACGAAAACGUAAAAGGUCGAAUGUCAAUUCGGAUAACAAUUCUUUAAACAAUAGUUAUGAUGUUUCCCGUAAAGGUGAAACGAGUAAUGAAAAGUACAAAAUACGAGUAUUGCGAGCGAAACAAAAGAACUUAAAUAAAAAUAAUACUUCGCAAUCGUCUCUUGAUUCUUCUAUGACGGAUGAUUCAUUGAUCAGGAAGGAUAGAAAUAAAAGAUCCCUACCAUCUACAAGGAAUUCUUCGCUUACUCGGUCCACAAAUAUGGAAAAAGAGAUAGAUCAAAAUAGUAGUAUUGUUUUGAGAAAAAGAAAAAAAAAAGAAUCCGAACUUUCAACGGAUGUAAUUAUUAAUAUAAGAACUUCGGAUACUCGUAAAUCUAUAUCUAAUGUGAACUCGAAUUCUUCAUUUUCUACUCCAAAAGAAAAAGUUUUGUUUACCGGUUUAACGGAUGACGAUUAUGUCAAAGUAUUAAAAGUAUUAGGUGCUGUCAAGGUGGACGAUCCUUCUGAGUGUACUGUAUUAGUUACAGAUAAAAUACGUAGGACAACUAAAUUUCUUUGUACUUUAGCAAAAGCAAUACCAAUAGUAUCCGUUAAUUGGUUACUCGAAAGCAAACGAGCUGGACAUUUCUUAGAUUGGAACAAUUAUUUUCUAAAGGAUCCAGCUAUGGAAGCAAAAUACGGAUUUAGAUUGAGAAAGAGCUUGGAAAAGGCUAAAGAACGACAAUUGUUAGACGGUUAUAUAGUUUUAUUAACUCCAAAUAUAGUCUCACCACCUAUACCAGAAUUGAAAGCUAUGAUUGCGUCGUGCGGAGGCAAAGCUGUUUUACGUGCACCUAUGGAAUUGACAAUAAAAACAGUUAUUAUAAGCAACGAAAAUGGUUUGAAGAAGGUGGAUAAAUGGUUGGUAAAAGCACCAAAAGGUGUAACUGUACAAUCUACCGAGUUUCUUUUAACUGGUAUUUUAAAGCAAGAAUUAGAUUUCGAUAAAUAUAAAUUGAUGUAAUUAUUUGAUUAAUUUUCAUCAUAAGUGCCUAUGCAAAAAAAUUCCAUUCAAAAUGACUAUUAUGAUAGAAAUUAUCUUGCAAACAAAUAUAAAUUUUUUAAGUUUACUCCUUAAGAAUCGAUUUUCAUAUAAGACGCCCGGUAUGUUUUUUGUUAUAAAAAGAAAAAGAUAAAUGAUUUAUAUUAUAUAUUUACGACUAAUAGAUAUUUAGUUACCAAUCAGAAUGUAAAUCUUAUUAUUUGUAUAUAUGAUUUUCUAUUGUAUAUGUAAUUUAGAUUUAUAUUGUAAUAUAUACACUAAAGAAUCAAUAUAACUUUUAAAAAGAUAUUCUAUUUUAUUAAAUCCUUAUUUUAAUAUCUAUAUAAUUAUUACUCACAGUUUAACACAAGGAUAACUUAACUUAAGUAUCAAAGAUUUUUCAUAAUACAACUUAGAAAAAAAAGCUUAUCAUUGAUAUUACGAAUAAUAGAUUCAGCGAAAUAAUAAACACGCUAAUAAUAUAAGAAAACAAAGCUUAUUUUUGUUAAAUUUUUUUCGUUUUCUUUUUCUCCCCCACAAGUUAGAGAUCUAAUUGUUACUUUACGAAAAAGAGAAUAUAUAUCUGACAAAGCUUACGAUCACAACUAUUUAGAAAUUAACAAAUCAUCUCUAUAUAUAUAUAUGUAAAUGAUGUUGAUCAUUAACGUUCUAGUGGAACGUGA